AGCAGGUCCAGGCUUAGUAGCAGAUCCAGGAAGCUUAGGAGCAGGCUUAGUAGCAGGUCCAGGCGGCCUAGUAGCAGGUGAUGCUGGCUGCUCCGGGCUAGACACAUGGGGACAGACAGUCUCUGGCUCAGGCUGCUGGUUCUUCUCCGGUGCUGGCUCCUCCGGGUCGGACUGCUCGUCCUCCGUGGCCAUCGUGGUAGGCAUAGUCGACGAGCUGUCGCCGCUAUUAGAAGGCUCCCUCAGGGUGACGUGGAGUGCCCCGUCCCCCUCGUUCGACGAGUACACCGAAUCCGAGUCCGAGUCAGGGGCCUCCGAGGCCGAGUCCGAGGAACCGCCGUGGAUGCCCGGCGGGCGGUAGAGGCUGACGGUAACUUUGCCCUUGCCCCUGUCCCCAGUAGGGUAGAAGGGCUUGGCAGCCGGGGCCUUUGACACAGAGGAGAACCCAUUGUUGAAUAUUCUCACAGUGCCCCUGCUAGGGUUCCUUGCAGUAUUGCAGUCAUCGCCGUCGUCACUGCCGUCAGACGGCUUCUUGAG
Molecule: messenger RNA, 534 nt
Organism: Lasiosphaeria miniovina
Lineage: Eukaryota; Fungi; Ascomycota; Sordariomycetes; Sordariales; Lasiosphaeriaceae
Exons: 1
Coding region: 106-429 (107 amino acids)
Source: RefSeq, a predicted model, not a curated record